Messenger RNA from Synchiropus splendidus (mandarinfish), 4272 nucleotides. RefSeq names its product KIAA0947-like (H. sapiens) (gene ice1). NCBI's taxonomy places the organism in Eukaryota, Metazoa, Chordata, Actinopteri, Syngnathiformes, Callionymidae. Bases 96 to 3965 code for a protein of 1289 amino acids. The record is from RefSeq and is a predicted model, not a curated record. The transcript has 20 exons.
GUGUGCGAAGUUGUUUUGACUUCGAUGUCAGUCCACCGGCCCCAGUGUGACGUGGUGGAAUAUUCGCUCGUUUGUAUGUUUUUAUUCGUUUUACCAUGAUGCCUGGAGAUAGUCAGCCGAAGGCGCUGUCCGUCGCCGCCGACGCCGCCUCAGGAAAAUGUCAGAAUUGCUCCGUUUUGCACCAGAACCUGACGGAAUAUGUGUCUUCAUUUCUGGCGUUGAAAAAGAAGGUCUCCGUUUUAGACGACACCAUUGGAGUGCAGCAUCAGCUAGAAGACUUGCAAAUCAGGUUGCUGGCUGAAGAGAAGAAGAGUGCGGAUUAUGAGUCGAUGAAAGCAGAACUGGAGCACCAAAGGUCUGUCCUUGAGGAUUAUGAACGAUUGGUGGAAGAUUUCGACGCGUUGAAGCAGGAGAAACGUGACCUAACGUCUAUGAACGAGGGACUUGAGAAUAAACUGAAAGAAGUUCAAGACCGUCUGGAUGCUCAGGUGGUGGAAAAUUCAACGCUUCAGAGAGGGAAGUCGACCGCUGAAAAUGCUUUACUGGAAGCACAAACAUGUGUAAAAACGUUACAGCGACAAGCAGACAAAGUAGACCUUCUAACAAAGGAGCAUGCUGAAAUAAUCGCCGUAAAAGAGAGCUUGGCCAAUAAAGUAGCUGCGCUCGAGGAAUCGGUCUCCCAAAGUAACGUACAAAUAUCUACACUCAGCAAAGAGAAGAGCCUUCUUGAGACAAGCACACGCGACCUCCAGGUACGACUGAUGCGACUCGAAAGAGAACGGACCAAAGAGUGGAAAUGCGCGUCGACCCAAGCGACGGCAGCUGAGGUCCCCAAGAUCGACAAAGCAAGAUUUCGGAUGCUUCUGGAGAAUCUGUGGGCGUGUGUGGAUCCUCGCCAGAAGGCGGCAGAUGUGCCGCAGCUUCAUGAGCCAAACUCCUCGCAAGUGAAACCCGCCCCCCAACAACUCUUCAGUCCUCCGAAAGGAAAAUCGUCUCCUCCUUCUCCGGUCGUUGGGAAGUCUGGUCGUACUUUAGUGCGGCAAAACGGUCCUUCUCCUCCUCGUGCUCCAAAAAGUGUCCAGCCCCAAGUUUCCCCGCAGCACAAGAAGAAACCAAACCCCGGGAUCAAUGGCAAAGGUUCACCCAGAGAGCAGACGUCUGAUUUGUUAGAUGGACUGGAAAUCUCGCUCGCAGAGAUCAUGGAAGUAUUUCAGCCCAUUCCUCCCUGCCUGUCCCCGUUAACAAUUGUGGAUGCAGAGAUGGAGUCAGAUGAUGGAGGAGCUGACGCUGCGCCCCCAUCUCCCCAAAGUUUCCCUCACACUUUGGCUUCGUCCCUUUUAUCCACCAGACGUACUUCACCGCCAAAAUCUGAGGACAAAGACUCGACUAUGGAUGAAAGCACAGUCGAACCAAACCCAAACAUCCAUGAUCAUGUCAAACCCUGUGUCGCGGCGGCGCAAGGAGACGAGUGCAAGGCAGAGCGUCAGCACCUGGAGCUCGCAGGUCUGGCGCCCUCCGCGCCACUGCUGUCCUCCACAGCUCAUGGUUCAAAUUUGGAGGAUACUGCAGCGGGGUGCACUGCGUCUGUCUCUGCCGUCUCAGGAAAACUGUUACCUGACACGCAGGAUUCUGUUGCGGAAGAGGUUGGGGAUGUUCCAGCGAGUCCUGCGGGCGACGCUCAAACCCUGAAUGAAAAGACUGAAGAGAGAAACCACACUGAUCGGGGAUCUGUUACAGGCCAGAUUUCAGCUUCGUCGACACAUGGUGAUGGUGCAGGUGAAGAGAAAACUGAAUGGGAUUCUGUUCCACGUCGAGCUGUAGAGUCCACAGGGACUGAAACUAGCAUCCCUGAAGGAAGGAGCGAUGUGGCCGAGGGUGGUGAACAAGAUGGAAGCCACUCGACAUCUUUGACUGGUUGCCUGCAGCGGUCCUCUCACGAGAGCCCUUCGUUAAUGAUGGCGGAGGAAGACCAUGGUAUGAAUGACGUGGAGGAUGACGUGACUGCGACGGGAGAUGAUGGCCAAUCACUGGACGGGAAUUCAAGAAAUCCACCGUGUGAGCUGGAGACUGAAAUCUCCUGUAAACUGCCAUCAGAAGACAGUGUUGAGACGGAGGCUUCCAGCGAGUCGACCACGAACAACAAAACCUUUCAGUCCUUAGAAGAAUGUCAUGUGAAAGAUCAAGUUGGCUUUCCUCGUCAAGAAGAAGAAGGUUCAAAUGCCUUGGGACGAGGAGGUGAAGAGAAGGAAGAGAAAUGUUUGGAGUCAGAAAUGGUGGGACAGAAGGCCAAUGGCGCACAGGAUGGGAGAGUCUCACCAGAUCAUUCGUCCACACAACUGUGCCGAGCUCGCUGGGAGAUGGGAGCCCCCCUCCCCUCUCUUCUCACGCCUUUAAACCGCUCUCCCAAGGCGGUGAAACAAAUCAGUCCUCGCAAUGCUAUCGGGAAGCUGCUGUUCCCGUCGCCCAUGGCCUCUCCCAACACUCAGAUGUCACAGACCACCUCUAGCUCCCUCAAGAGUCCCACGCCUUGGUCUCCACUCCAGUUUGGCUCGGCCACUCCAGAACAUGCCGUUCCGGUUCCUGGACGUCUGCCUCCUGCGGCCGCGAGCUGCUCACCUGCCACUGGGACGUCUCGGGAGAGCUCCAUCGGAAGCCUCAGAGAGGGCAGCAUCAUCGGCCCCUCAGAGGUGGGUGCCUUGGCGGCGACCAGUGAAAGUCAAACCUCUGGUUUUCUGAAUUUCGCUUCCACCGCUUUCACCAAGACUGAGACGAGAGGCGUCAAACGAGCAGCCAGCGGCCGUUCCCCUCGAGCUCAGACCAGCAAGCAGCCCAGGCUCGAUCGCUGCACGGCCAGAGUGAGCCCACCUCCUGGCCUCCAAAAUCCAGGGCAGGACUUGGAUGAGACAGACGACAACAUUGUGGAGCGGUGUAUGAGGAAGGUGGAGCGACGAUGCUUUGAUCUGCUGGCUGUGCUCAAGAGCCAUAUUUUCGUAGGCAACCUUCCAAAGAAGCCUGUGCUCAGGGACGAGGAGAAAGAAGUGGUCUCGCUGAUAUGUGAGAGGAACUUGGAGAAUGACCUGAUGAUGGCCAUCCUGAACAAACUCAAGACUGAGAAGAGAAGUCUUUGCAAGAACUACAUGCAGGCCCUGUGUCGGGUUUACACGGCUGUCUGUCGCCAGAGGAGCGACUGGGACGGCGCUCGCGUUCUUGCUCACAGCUUUCUCGCAGAAGAUUUCCCAGAUUGUGCCAAGCUGAUUUUGUUCAUGGUGACCACAUGGCCUGGAGUUCUCGCUCAGAAAGGUUCUCUAUGUCAGGCGAUCCAUGCUGUCACCAAGCUGAAGGCAGAGGAUGAACUCAUGGGCUGCCUGUCUUCCUUCCUCCGCUGGGAAAAGUGCCCCCCCUGUGACAUCGAUGAGCUGAUCUCCAGAACGCUGUCUGAGAUCCGAUCCGGAGAGGAGCUGUCCUUCGCACAUCACAGCCGACACGGCCAAGAUCUUGGGACUGAGACGUGGGAGAAGGUGCACGCGCUGCAACUUCUCUGCACGCACAAAACCUGGAAGUGGACCUACGACAACGUACUGGGGAACCAGCUCUGGCCCUUGAUGAACGCCUGGAUGACACAGCCACGAGAGCAGCAGAGCCCGGUGUCUGACGUGUCUGUGGCUGCCGCCCUCCGCCUCAUAGGACGCCUUGGUCAACUUGGAAUCAAGGAGAACUGUCUUCCUUUGGUUCGGAAUGUUUCCAACAUCAUCAAUACGUUCGGGAGGCACGCGCCAACUGAAGGAGUGCCCUGGCCGGUGCAGUUGGCCGCGGUGUACUGCAUCCAAGACCUGUCACCCGCCGACCCAAAGAAAGCUCUGGAAGCGCUGGCUGGCUGGAGGGAGGAGACGCCACGCACCGUCCCUGCUGCUGUCACCAGUUGCAUCAACCAGCUGGCGUCUGUCUCGAGACUGAUCAAGACCUAAACCAUGACAUGGUGUCAGGUCCUGUUCACUCUGAAAACCCCUGUCUGCUGAGAUGCUCUCAAAGACUCCCAGCUGGGAGAGUGAUCAUCACAUCCGUCGGAGCAGGAGCGUCCAGCAGCCUGGAGUGCUUGUGAUUCCAUGAGGCACGCCGACAUCGAAGCUGGAUUCCUGUCUGAAAUGACUUUGAACUUGUGCGUGCGCUUGUGUCCCACCCUGCCCAUGUUUGGGAGAGGCCAGUCAUCGUGUAAAUAAGCAGCUUGUUUUUUUUUUUUUUAAUUAAAAUGUUUCUGACGCUCACACUGGCUCU